AUGUGGUGGAUGCUGUUUCCACGGUGGAUCUGGUUUGUGGCCAGUGUGUCGAUGGAGCUCCGAGUGAGCGCUCUGCCUUUUAUCACAUACUCACACCCGGGGAUGUGCCCGAACGAUGUGAAUCCCAAUCUCUGGGUGGACGCCAUGAGCACUUGUACGCGAGAGUGUGCAUCAGAUCAGGAGUGUGAAUCCUUUGAGAAGUGUUGCCAGAAUGUAUGUGGGAAUCGCAGUUGUGUGGCCGCCAGAUACAUGUUUGGGGAGGACAGCCCCGUGGGCAUGCCCAAGGAAGCUACCUGUGCCAACUUCAUGUGUACCCAGCAAGGGGCAGAGUGUGACAUCUGGGAUGGCCAGCCGGUGUGUAAAUGCCGGGAUCGUUGCGAGAGGGAGCCACACUUCACGUGCGCAUCCGAUGGCAUGACCUACUACAAUAAGUGCUACAUGGAUGCUGAGGCGUGCUCGAAAGGCAUCAGCCUCUCCGUUGUCACCUGUCGUUUCCACCUCACCUGGCUGAGCACGAGCCCCGCGUUGCCCACGAUUACCACUCUCCACCCGACUACCACACCCCUGCAGGUGACCAUUCCACUUCUUGCAGAGCCUCAGGCGCCUCUUGUGUUGAGCACCCCCCUUCACCAGACUGUAGAUGUGGGUGACACGGCUAGCUUCCUGUGUGAUGUAACAGGGGCCCCCCCACCUGAGAUCACAUGGGAGAAACAGCUUUCGGAGGGGGUCGAGAAAGUUGUCAUGGGGCGCAAUCACGUGCAGGGGAAUAUGGUUGUCACCCAUGUUGGCCAGCUUGUCAUUUAUAAUGCCAAAAUGCAAGACUCAGGCGUCUACACCUGUACAGCGCGGAACCCCUCUGGCAUGGUGCAAGCCCACCACGCACUCAUGGUGCUGCCCACAGAACCACCAAAGAGUCCAGAAUCUAUCAACUUGACCCAGUGUCACCCUGAGGAGUGUGCGAAGCCACCCGACAACCCCAAGGUUUGUAGGAGUGACCUGGAGAAAGUGAGCUGGUUCUAUGAAUCCCAAAGCAACAACUGCAUUUCUUUUACUCACUGCUACAGCAUUGGCCAACAGGCAACGAAGUUGUUCGCAACCUAUGACAAGUGCAUGCAAUGCUGUGGUCCGGAGCUGUCGGCCCCCUGCGACCUCCCCAGCCUGCAGGGUCCCUGUAAAGCUUAUGAACCGCGCUGGGCCUACAGCAGCAGCCUGCGCCAAUGCCAGUCAUUCAUCUACGGAGGAUGUGGGGGCAAUGACAACAACUUUGAAUCUAAAGAAGCGUGCGAAGAAAUGUGCCCCUACCGGAAAGGUCAUAACUGUAAAACCUGCAAGCCGAGAGGGAAGAUCGUAACCAGCUUCUGUCGCAGUGACUUUGUUGUCCUGGGACGCAUGACCGAGUUCUCAGCGGACGACUCUGGUCACGCGCUUGUAAAUGUGGAGGAGAUCCUUAAGGAUGAGAAGAUGGGCCUCCGCUUUUUUGGUCAGGAGCCUCUUGAGGUGAACUUCCUCAAUAUGAAUUGGAGCUGCCCAUGCCCCAACAUCACAGCCGCUGCCGCUGAAGAUCAAGUUAUCAUAAUGGGCAAUGUCAGCGAAGGCAUGGCGGUGUUGCAGCCUCACAGCUACGUGGGGGCCUCCAGCCCACGUCGUGUACGGAAGCUUAGAGAGAUCAUCUCCAAGAACACAUGUGACAUUCUCAAAGCCAUCACCAACAGUCCUCAGUAGGCUGUGUCCAGGUGGGCAGCAUGUAAGGAAAACUAUACAAAUGUAUUUCCGUAUCUUUGGCUUUUUAUUAUACAACUGCUCUUUACCUGAAAACUGAAUCCGAAAUGGGACUGAAAAGUCCCUAUGAGUCAGGCUUUGUGUCUUAUACUUAUGAAUCCACCUCUAUAAUUUUGUCAAUGAAUAUAUUUCUUACAUUUACUCCACGGUUUAAAAAUGUAUCCAGACCCUUCAAAGACACGAGCACAGGUAUUUUGUUAAAUUGUGGAAAAAAAA
Molecule: messenger RNA, 1995 nt
Organism: Syngnathoides biaculeatus (alligator pipefish)
Lineage: Eukaryota; Metazoa; Chordata; Actinopteri; Syngnathiformes; Syngnathidae
Gene: wfikkn2b
Product: WAP, follistatin/kazal, immunoglobulin, kunitz and netrin domain containing 2b
Exons: 2
Coding region: 1-1722 (573 amino acids)
Cellular component (GO): extracellular region
Molecular function (GO): serine-type endopeptidase inhibitor activity; protein binding
Source: RefSeq, a predicted model, not a curated record